AUGGGCAGCCUUUCGCAGAGCAGCCAGCGCGCGUCUUUCUGGCAGGAGUACCUUACCGACGCGGAAUCAUGCAUAUUCCCAACCCUCAUCGAGCAGUCCGCCAAGCCCACGCACUCUCAGCGGCGGACCAAAACCAUUGACGCCUCUUCGUUCAAUCACUUAGCGCACGAUGUUGGCAUUGCCGAAUUGUGUGUCGCAGCCUGGGCCAUCCUACUUGGCCGCUAUCUGGCUGCAGAUCACGUGUGCUUUGGCCUCACCUUUGACCGUGCAGGCACCCGGCAGUACUCGGCGUGUCGCAUGCCGCUCCCAGAGGAUAAGCCGCUCUCCUCAAUAUUGACCCAAACGAGAAAGUCGCUUGAAUCACAUCUUUCUUUCUCAUUCCAGUCCAUUUCUGAGUUCCAGUCCGUUGUCGGCCCGGAAAACCAACUAUUCAACACCUCCGUCCGCCUUGACCAUGGUGACUCGGGAUAUCCGUCUGAAAGUCGGACUGCAGAACCCGCCAUCACAUUGGCCAUCCGGCAGUCAACGAGCGGCGCACAAACUACCCUGGAAUAUUCUUCCUCGGUGUUUUCAGACAAAGCCGCUGCUCUUGUAGCAGCAACCUACCGCAAAAUCCUCCUGGAGCUGUCCGAAUCCAUCGAGACUCCGCUGCAUCAGCUGUCGAUUUUGAGUGGCGAAGACUUGGAGGCCAUGUCGGCGUGGAACGAGAAAUGUCCCGAGGCGGUAGACGCUUGCGUGCACGACAUUUUCCGCCGCCACGUCAUUCUGCACCCAGAAGCACCUGCAGUAUGCGCAUCCGACGCUUCGUUCACGUACAAGGAGCUUGAUAUUCUCAGCAACACGCUCGCCCAUUUUCUGGUGGCCAACGGCGUGGGCCCCGAGGUGGUUGUCCCGCUGUGCUUUGAGAAGUCGGCGUGGGCAACUGUCGCAAUGCUUGCCGUCGCCAAGGCUGGCGGCGCCUUCACUUUCCUGGAUUCUUCGUACCCCAUGAGCCGUCUCGAGGACAUCGCACAACAGGUAAAUGCUCAGUUCCUGCUCGCAUCAUCCUCGAAUAUUUCCAUGUGGGUCGGCCGCCUUGCUGCCUUUGAGGUCAGCUGCGCGACGGUCGAAGCGCUCCCAAGGCAAGAGCUGCCUCCCGUGACUUCAGUCACGCCGCACAAUCUCCUUUACCUCAUCUUCACGUCCGGAUCCACGGGCAAGCCGAAGGGAGUGCAGGUCGAGCACUCGGCCUAUCUCAGCUGUGCCCUGCACCAGAGCCGUGUGUGCUGCAUGGAUUCGUCCAGCCGUGUCCUGCAGUUUGCGUCUUACAGCUUCGAUGUCAGCAUCCUGGAGAAUUUCACCACCCUUGUCGUCGGCGGUUGCAUUUGCGUUCCCGACGAACAGUCCCGGAGCAAAGGCAUUGGCAGCAUGAUGAACGAGUUCAAGGUGACGUGGGCGUUCCUGACGCCUUCCCUAGUAAAGCUGAUCGGACCUCGUGACGUGCCGCAUCUCGAGACGCUGGUUCUCGGCGGCGAAGCUGUGACCAAGGCAGACGUCGAAACGUGGGCGGGCAAGAUCAAAAACUUCCAGAACGGCUACGGGCCCACCGAAUGCUCCAUAGCCUCGGCAAUCAACCCCAGCGUCGGACCGCACACCGACGCAGCCAACAUUGGAUGGCCAGUUGGUGGACUUCUCUGGGUGGUUGAUGCCCAGGAUCACCACCGCCUGGUGCCCGUCGGCGGAAUGGGCGAGCUCGCCAUCGAGGGCCCCCACCUCGCCAGAGGCUACCUCAACGACCCCGAAAAGACCGCUUCUGCCUUUAUUGAUAAUCCCGAAUGGAUGGCCGGGUUCGCCGAGUCUCGCAAACGGAGGAUAUACCUGACGGGCGAUCUUGUUCGCUGCAACCCGGAUGGCUCUAUCCACUUUAUCGGCCGCAAGGACACGCAGGUUAAAGUCCGAGGCUUGAGGAUAGAGCUCGGCGAAAUCGAGCAUCACAUCUCGGUUGAUCCUCUCGUCCGCCUGGGUGUGGUACUGGCGCCCACUGCCGGCGCCUGCAAGAAGCGCCUCGUCACUGUUCUCUCCACGGCCGAGUCCAUUCAAUCGAGCUCUUCUGGGGAUGUCAAAGUUCUCGACCCCAGCUCGAUUGAAGUCAAGAACAAUGUUCAGCAAAUUCAACAACGCCUAGAAUCCAAAGUCCCAGGCUACAUGGUGCCAUCGUCGUGGAUCGUUGUCGAAUCUUUCCCCCUGACGCCGUCCGGCAAGAUCGACCGCGUCAGAGUGAAGAGGUGGCUCGAGAGCAUGGACACGGAGGCUCUAAAAGAAUGCGAGUGCCUGCUCGAGGAAGAACCCGAGACUGCGCAGGAAGCUGUGGAGAAUGCCGGAGACGUCGAGGAGAAGCUCCGAACAGUCAUCGGAUACGUUCUGAACCUGCCUCUGGACUCUGUUUCGCCUAACAGAAGCUUUGUCAAUCUUGGAGGAGAUUCAAUCUCGGCAAUGCAAGUCAUGACGCAGUGCAAAGCUGAGAACAUGGCCAUCAAGAUCAAGGAUGUCCUCCGCUGCAAGUCCAUCACCGAGCUCGCUACUACCGUUACUAUCACGGAGCGUCGGGCUAUUGCUGUGCAAGAAGAGUUCGACACUCCAUUUGAUCUCUCGCCAAUCCAACAGCUCUACUUCCAGUUACAGCCGGAGGGCUCUCAAAAAGGUGGCGCCAAUCGAUUUAACCAGAGUUUCCUCCUCCGUCUCGCACGCUCUAUAUCUGCGGACACUAUCUCUGCAGCACUGGAUGUUAUUGUGCAAAGGCAUUCCAUGCUUCGGGCCCGCUUCGUCAAGUCGGAGUCCGGAAAGUGGAUGCAAACGAUCCCACGAGACACAGAAGGCUCGUACCAGUUCGAAGAGAGCUCGGUGGCCGGCCCCGAAGACCUGGAACGUCUUCUGCUCAAAAGUCACGCCAACAUCGACAUGAUUGACGGCCCCGUUUUCAUUGUCGAUCUCAUUAACGGACCGGAAGGGCAGGCGCUGUCGCUGAUUGCUCACCACGCAAUCAUCGACCUCGUCUCGUGGCGUGUCAUCAUGCAGGAGUUGGAGGAGCUUGUGGAAAUGGGCGAGCUGUCAGCAACGCGGGAGAAACCGCUGCCUUGGCAAGCGUGGUGCCGGCUCCAGGCAGACUAUGCCCGCAAAAACCUCCCUCCUCACAUUGCCUUCCCGGAUAGCAUUGCUCCGUCUGACCUGGAAUAUUGGGGAAUGACAGACAGCGACAACAGGAUUAGCGACACCAUGCGGGUGUGCUUCAAGCUGGAUGCGGCUGCUACAUCUUCCUUGACUGGGCCCGAGUGUCACCGCGCACUGAAGACGGAGCCCAUUGAUCUCUUCCUUUCUGCGCUGAUCUAUUCGUUCAGCCGUACAUUCAAGGAUCGAGGAACCCCCACCAUUUUUAGGGAAAGCCACGGCCGUCAAGGCUGGGACGACGACAUGGACAUCUCCUCGGUCGUCGGGUGGUUCACAAGCAUGUACCCUGUCCAUGUCGACGCUCAAGCAGAUUUCGUCGACGUUGUCAAGCGCGUCAAGGACAGCCAACGGCGUGUUCCCCGUAGCGGAUGGCCGUACUUUGCCUCGCGCUACAACCACCCGGAAGGCAUCAAGCAAUUCGGCUCGCAGGUCACUGCCGAGAUGCAAUUCGACUACCUUGGUCUCUACCAGCAGCUGGAAAGGGAGGGUGCAUUGUUCGAGCAGCAGCAGCUGAUUGUCCCGGACGUUGGGCCCGACUUCAAGCGGUUUGCGCUCUUUGAGAUCACUGCCGAGAUAAUCCGUGGCGAGUUCCAACUGACGUUUGAGUUUAAUGCGCACAUGAAGCAUCAGGAUGCAAUCAGCGACUGGAUCCAGGAAUGCGAACGCUCCCUCCGCAUGGCUGCCGACCAGCUCUCCCGCAUCAGCGCAACCCAGUACACUCUGAGCGACUUCCCCCUUCUCCCCACAAACUACGACGGCCUCGAAGAGCUCGUCACCAAGACGCUCCCGGGACUUGAUAUUUCCGCUGACAACGUGGAAGAUGUAUACCCGGUUUCUCCCAUGCAGACUGGCCUUCUUUUGAGUCAGGCCAAAUCUCAGGGCCUGUACCAGUACUUCAGCGUUUUCCGAGUCGAAGCACUCUCUGCCUUCGAAUCGGUAGACUCGUCCCGCCUGAUCGACGCUUGGCAAAGCCUUGUUGAGCGCCACGCAUCCCUGCGCACCAUCUUCGCCCCGGCCGUGACGAAGGGAGAUGCCUUCAACCAGAUUGUGCUCAAGAAAGCCGACGUCCGUGUCUCUCGGAUCUGCUGCUCGCAGAACGAGGUGCAUUCUAUUCUCAACGAGCACAUGCACAUUCCAUUCCAAGACGCCCGCCCGCCGCACAAGCUGACCAUCUGCGAGGUUGCUGAUGGAGAGGUGUUUGCCAGGAUCGACAUCAACCACGCCCUCGUUGACGGCUCGUCGGUCCCAGCACUGGUCCGUGAUUUCACGUUGCUGUACGACGGACGCGUGUCACUCCCGAAGGCACCUCUCUUUAGCGAAUACAUUGCGUACCUCGACACCUGCGACCUUCAGAAUAGCCUUCGCUACUGGGUCGAAUACUUGGAUGGCGUUGAGCCGUGCUACUUCCCAGCCCUAGACGACGGGGUCUCGCAGGACAGCAGCAUCAGGACGGUGCACGUGGAGCACCAGGUCACUACAAAGGCGUUGAACCAGCUCUGCCAGGCACGGAACAUCACGCUGCCCACUCUCUUCAAAGCCGUGUGGGCACUUGUCCUCCAGGCGUACACGGGCUCACGCCAGGUGUGCUUCGGCUACCUCGUGUCCGGGCGGGACAUCCCAAUCGACAACAUCGACAGCGCAAUCGGCGCCUUCAUCAACAUGCUGGUGUGCCGCGUGGACCUAGCCGAUGCUGUUGGGUCUGUCCUCGACAAGAUCCAGGAGGACUCGGUGACCAGCCUUCAGCACCAGCACUGCUCGCUGGCCGACAUGCAGCACGGCCUCAGCUCCGAGCUGUCGGCGCAGCCGCUGUUCAAUUCCGCCGUCAACUUCCAAAUGGUGCCGGCCCCCGAGGCGUUGGAUUCGUCUGUCGCGUUCACAUUCAGCCACCACUACGACCCCACCGAGUACAGCAUUGCCGUUGACAUUGCUGUAUCGGGCGAGAGUGUGGACAUUUCGCUCGUCCAUACCGCAACUUCCCUCUGCAGCGCCCAGGCCAAGAAUGUCGCAAGCACCUUUGCUACAGCUCUCGACCUCGUGCUGAAGACGCCCGCGGAAAGUCAAGCGGCCGAGAUGCACCUGCUCAGCGACCGUGAUCAUGACCAGAUCUGGAGUUGGAACCGCUCCGUGCCUCCGAAGUCGGCCUGGACCGCCGUGGCGCUGCUCGCCGUGUUGAAGGCUGGCGGUGCAUUUGUUCUGCUGGACCCCGCCCACGGAUCGAGUCGGAUGGAGACGAUCAUCGAGGAUGUGGACGCCCGCAUCCUGCUCUGCUCCCGCACCCACGCCGACUUGCUGACCGACGAGGUGGAUUCCGUUGUCAUUGUUGACCAGGAGAGCCUCGACCAGAUCAACACGGCCAGGUGCUGCAACCCGGCCAAGCGUGAGGGCAAACAGCCCACGCCCUCUGAUCCGGCAUACGUCAUCUUCACGUCGGGCUCGACAGGCAAGCCCAAGGGCAGCUACACGCCUCACUACGGCUUUGCCACGAGUGCUGCGGGCCACGGCAAGAGCUUUGACGCAUGCCUGAUGGAAAUGCUGACGACGCUCAUGUUCGGCGGCCAAGUGCCAACGCUCGAAACUCUUGUCAUGGGCGGCGAAGCCAUGUCCAAGGCCGACAUUCAGCGCUGGAACGGCCACGCCACGCUGCACAACGGGUACGGUCCGUCCGAGUGCGGUGUCGCUGCCGCUUGGAACGAGGCCGUCGGCGACGACCCUACAAACAUUGGCAAGUCGGUCGGCGGCGUCUGCUGGAUCGUCGACCCGCAGGACCACCGCCGUCUCCUGCCCAUCGGCUCCAUUGUCUUCGUCCCAAUGCCCGAGUGGCUGGCCAGCCAGAGACCUGCACAGCACUCGACGCGCCGACUGUACAAGACGGGCGAUCUUGUGCGGUAUAACUCGGACGGCAGCAUGGCUUUUGUCGGCCGCAAGGACACGCAAGCCAAAUUCCACGGCCAGCGCAUCGAGUUCGGCGAGAUUGAGCACCACGUGCUCUCACGCGCCGACUUCACGGGCGCAGUUGCGGUCGAGAUCGUCAAGCCCACUGCCCGCCAGGGAAAGCAGACGCUGGUUGCUUUCUUCGAGACAGAGAACGACGCCGCCACCGACAGCAUAUUCCUCGACAUUUCUGACGACCUGGCUGUGCGGCUCUCGGCGCUGCAGGACGGCCUCACAGCCGUGCUCCCGCCGUACAUGCUGGACCGCAAGGCCAUGCGCGAGAGGGCCGAGCAGCUGCCCGCAUCGCAGCUGAACCGCUAUGCGCUCCUGGCCUCGACCAAGCGCGCCCCACGCACCGAGCAGGAGCGCAAACUGCAGGCCGCCUUCUUCCGGUACGGCCUCGUGCUGACGGUGGCCGACAUCUUCAACCAGCCCCGCCUGUGCGACAUGGCUGCGGCGGCCAAGGAGGUCGUCGAGUCGAGCACCGAAGAGCCGGGCGUCGCUCCAUUUGCGCUCUUUGAGGACGACGAGGGCGUGGACGACCUCGUGGAAGAGGUGGCUGCUCAGUGCGGCGUGGGCAAGGAGCUGCAGGGCGCAUACAUGGGCCAGAGCGUUUUUGUGCUGCCGCCGUCGCUGGACACUGCGAGAUUCAAGCGCGCGUGGGAGAGCGUGUUCCGGCAGAAUCCCAUCCUCCGCACCAGGAUUGUCAAUGUCGAGACGGCAGGAACGCUGCAACAGUACCUGAAAGACGACCUCCAGGCGGCGACACACUUCGUGUGGACGGCGCACCACUCGCUGUUCGACGGGUGGAGCCAGGGCCUCAUCUUCGAGCAGCUGGAGCAGGCCUACCGCGGCAAUCCGGUGCCCGAGCUGGCGCCAUUCAGCAGCUUCAUCCGCUACCUGACCUCCAGCGACAACGCCGCGUGCGAAGAGUUCUGGAGCGCACAGCUCGCCGGCGAGACGCCCGCAACGUUCCCGCAGCUGCCUUCCAGCACCUUCACCCCACGCGCCGACGGCCGCCACGAGCGCACCAUCGACCUGGCCCGGGACUCGGGUUCGGACAUCAUGACGUCGACCAUCAUCCGCGCGGCGUGGGCGCUGCUUCUCGGGCGCUACACCGACUCGGAGGACGUCGUGUUCGGGGCCACCAUGUCUGGCCGCAACGCCCCGGUGCAUCUCAACCGCGAGCAGCCCAUCUCUGAGAUGCUCGAGGCGAUGCAGAACCAGGCCACCGACAUGAUCCCGCACGAGCACUGGGGCCUCCAGAACAUCGCCCAGCCCUCGCGCGACGGCCAGUCUCUGCUGGGCAUGGAAGUCGUCCCGACGGACGAAGACGACUUCAACACGUACGCGCUGUGCACCGAGUGCAUUCUGGCCGGGGACAAGGCGGAGCAGCUCGCGGUGCACUUCGAGCACGUCAUGAGGCAGCUUGCCGACCGCGUGCACGACGAUGCCCCGAUCAGCAGCCUGGACUACUGCAGCCCCGAGGACCGCGUCCGCAUCUUCGACUGGAACAGGAACUACCCGCGCGUCGUGCCCCACUGCAUCCACGACCUCGUCCAGCGGCAGGCGCGGAACACGCCCAAUGCCUCGGCCGUCUGCUCGUGGGACACCAACUUCACCUACGCCGAGCUGGACAUUAUGUCGACGAGGCUGGCCAAGUACCUCGUCAACCUUGGCGUCAAGCCCGAAAAGGUGCUUGCCAUCCUGAAGGCCGGCGGCGCCAUGUGCAUGCUCGACCCGUCGCACCCCGAGAAGCGCCUCGAAGACAUCCUGGAAACGGCUCCGGACCGGACCAUUCUCGUCGUCAAUGCCGGGACCAUGGACGCCAUUUCCAAAUCCCGCCCGAUCGCGCUGCCUAGAGUCGACUCUAAGACAGCAGCCUACGUCGCGUUUGCGUCGCAGUCGUCGUCGCUCGCUCCCGCCAUGCACAUUUCGGCGUCAUCACGCGUGCUGCAGUACUCGGCGUACAGCUUCGACCCGUACAUUCUGGAGACAUUCACCACCCUGAUGCAAGGCGGUUGCGUGUGCAUUGUCAAGGACGAAGCACGCACCAACCCCGCCGCACUGGUUGACACCAUCUGCUCCAUGGGCAACGGCGUCCCCAGCCUCAAGACGCUCGUGCUCGGUGGCGAGGCCAUGGCGAGCAGCGACAGGGCGUGGUCGAACGUUGUGCGGCUGCAGAACGCCUACGGCCCGUCCGAGUGCUCCGUGGCGUCCGUCCUCAACCCGCACGUCACCGCCACCUCUGAGCAUGCCUGCAUCGGCAAGGGCGUGGGCAGCAUCUGCUGGAUCGUCGACCCGCACAACCACAACGCGCUGGCGCCCGUUGGCUGCGUUGGCGAGCUGCUGCUGGAGUCGCCCGGCCUCUCGCGCGGAUAUCUCAAGGAACCGAAGAAGACGGCCGACGUCUUCAUCGACAGCCCUGCCUGGCUGCGCAACAUCCGGGGCGGCAGCCGCCUGUACAAGACCGGCGACCUCGUGCGCUACAACCCGGCCGAUGGCACCGUUCACUUCGUCGGGCGCAAGGACCUGCAGGUCAAGCUCCACGGCCAGCGCCUGGAACUGGGCGAGAUCGAGCACCACACGGCAGCCCACAGCCUCGUGGGCAACGCAGCCGUCACGCUCCCCAAGGCCGGCUUCUUCAAGGGCAAGCUGGUGGCCACCAUCACGCUCAAGUCGCUCGCUGCGCCGGCGGCCAGCGACAUGGAGCUGGAGCUGAUCGACUCGCUCAGCAAAGCCACGGCCGGGCGGCAGCUGGCCGACGUGCGCAGCCACCUGGAGAACCAGGUGCCGGCGUACAUGAUCAACAAGCGCAAGAUCACGGCGUGGCUGGAGAACAUGUCGCAGGAGACGUGCGACCAGGUCAUGCGCCUCAGCGCUUCCGAGGAACAGCGCAGCACCCCGGCCACGCCCAUGGAGCUGCGCCUGCAGGAGAUCAUCGGGCGUGUGCUGAACCUGGCCACCGACCAGGUCCUCCUCAACCGCUCGUUCCUCGGGCUCGGCGGCGACUCGAUCACGGCCAUGCAAGUCGUGGCCCGAUGCCGCUCCGCGAACAUCGCCGUCAAGAUAAAGGACAUCAUGCAGACCAAGAGCCUCGCCCAGCUCGCCGAGUGCGCGUCCGACUCGGGCAGCGACACGAAGUCCUUUGCGAAGGAGUCGGCCGGCACGGCCUUCGACCUCACGCCCAUCCAGAAGCUUUACUUCGCGGCCGGCCUGGGAGACUCGACGCCGAGAAAGUCCGCAACGGGAUCUUACCACUUCAACCAGAGCAGCCUCCUGCAGCUCAAGAACAAGGUCGCAGAUGUCGCCCUCGCCAAGGCGGUCGAGGCCAUUGUUGGACAUCACUCGAUGCUGCGGGCCCGCUUCCGCAAGACCGACGGCGCGUGGACCCAACUCAUCCGCUCCGAGGUCGCAGGCAGCUAUCGCUUCCAGAACCACACUGUCGACUCCUUUGCGGAUGUUCCCGCCAUCAUGGCGGCAGGCCAGCGCCGCCUCGACCCCUACAACGGCGCCGUAUUCUCUGUUGACUCAAUCAAGCUGGCGUCCGGCGAGCACCUGCUGUUCCUGGCAGCGCACCACCUGGUCAUCGACCUGGUCUCGUGGCGCAUCCUGCUGCAGGACCUGGAGGAGUUCAUCGGCACCGGGAAGCUUUUCACCAAGGACCCCCUCUCGUUCCAGACGUGGAGCAAGCUGCAGGCCGACUAUGUUCCCAAGAACGUGGUUCCGCAAAAGGCCCUUCCGUUUGACGUCCCGCAGGCUGACUACCGCUACUGGGGCCUGGAGACGCACCCCAACGCCUUCGCCGACACUGUCGACGUCGGCUUCACCCUCGACGCCAAAUCCACGUCAGAACUGCUUGGCAAGUGCAACGACGCAUUGGGAACGGAACCGAUGGACCUGUUCAUCUCGGCGCUGCUCGAGUCCUUCUCGAGGACGUUCCAAGACAGAGGACUCCCGCCCAUCUACUCCGAAGGCCACGGCCUCUACGUGCCGCUUCAAGCUGGCGCCACGGUUGCCGAUGCCGUCCGCCGGACCAAGGACGCCCGCCGCGCAAUCACGGACAACGGCUGGGCUUACUUUGCAUCCCGUUUCCUGUCAGCCGAGGGCGAAGCUGCAUUCAAGAAGCACUGGCCCAUGGAAAUCAUGUUCAACUACCUGGGCCUUUACCAGCAGCUGGAGCGUGACGAUGCGCUCUUGCAGCAAGUCUCGCUGCCAUCGGCGGAAGAAGGGAUCCUCGACGUUGGUGCCCAAGGCAGGCGCAUGGCGCUGUUUGAGAUCUCUGCCGAGGUCAGCGGCGGCAAGGCAACCUUCACCUUCACCUACAACAGACACACGACUCGGGAUGCCGGCGUGCGCCAGUGGAUCUCUGCAUACGAGCAGUCGCUCAUGGCCGCUGUGAACGAACUCUCGGUCAUGGAGCCGGCGAGAACGCUCAGCGAUUUCCCUCUCGUGCCCCUUGGCAUUGACGAGGUCUCUGACAUCUACCCGUGCUCUCCGAUGCAGCAGGGCAUCCUCAUCAGCCAAUCGCUGUCUCCCGACAACUACAAGAACGUGUUCCUCUUCUCCGUCUCAUCGCAGGGAUCGGCGGACGUGGACCUCGUCAAACUCCAGACGGCGUGGCAGAAGCUUGUCGCGCGGCACUCGACGCUCCGGACCGUCUUCGUCGACAGCGUGUCCGGCCAAGGCGUCGAGGACGACGCUCUCGCCACGCUGCUGAAUCUCCCGGCGGUCAAGUACGGGCAGAACGAGCCGGCGCACCGGCUGGCCUUCUGCAAGACGGAGACGAGCAUCUACAUGAAGCUGGAGAUCAGCCACGCCCUCAUCGACGGCAGCUCCCUGCCGGUCCUGCUGCGCGAUCUCACGCUGGCCUACGAGGGCAAGCUGUCGCUGAACGAAGCGAAGCCUCCGCUGUACCGAGACUACGUCGCCUACAUCAACGGAUUGGAUGCGAAUGCGUCCCUCGACUACUGGAAGCACGAGCUGCACGACGUCGAGGCCAUCCACAUGACGCUGGACGCGGAAGAAGCCAAGCCCAUCUCCAGCUUCUGCCGCGCGCACGGCCUGACGCCCGCGAACCUGUUCCAGGUGGCGUGGGCGCUCGUGCUGCGUGCCUACACGGGCAUGGACCGCGUCUGCUUCGGCUACCUGACGUCGGGCCGCGACGCGCCAGUGGCCAAUAUCGAACACAUGAUCGGGGCCGUGUGCAACAUGCUGGUGGUCGCCAUGGACAUGGACAAGUCCAAGACGAUCAAGGCGCUGCUCGAGGGCGCGCAGGAGGGAUGGACUGACAGCCUGCAGCACCAGUUCACGUCGCUCGCCGACAUCCAGCACCACCAGGGCACCGCCGGCCAGGCGCUGUUCAACACGGGCAUGUCUUUCCGCUCCGAGUCCAAGGAGCAGGCCGACAGCAGCAGCAGCAGCAGCAGCCUCAGCUUCGACGCCAUCGAUGGCCACGACCCGUCCGAGUACGACGUCACGCUCAACGUCUGGGGCACGCCGUCGCAGUUUCUGGUGUCGUUCAACUACCGUCUGUCCUGCAUGGCGCCCGACCAGGCCCAGCACGUCGCCGCCGCCUUCACUCGCGCCCUCGGCGCCAUCGUGGCCGGGGCUGACACUACUACGCUCGAAGACUGGCGGCUGGUCAGCGAGUCCGACAUGGACACGCCGGCCCCCACCCUCCUUCUUCCUCCCACACCCGAGUCCCUCGUGCACGACAUGAUCGACCAGCACGUCCAGUCGCGGCCCGAUGACGCCGCCGUGUGCGCCUGGGACGGCGAACUCUCGUACCGGCAGCUCGACGGUCUGGCCAACAGACUGGCCAACCACCUCGCAGCCCUUGGCGUCGGGCCGGAAGUCCUUGUGCCAGUGUGCAUGGAGAAGAGCGCCUGGGUGCCCGUGGCGCUGCUCGCAGUGCUCAAGGCUGGCGGCGCGUUCGUACCCAUGGACGCGACGCAGACGGGCCGGUUCCAGGCCAUCAUUGAGCAGGUGGGCGCCCAGGUGGUGCUCACAUCCGCCGCCCAGGCUCCGCGCAUGGCAGCGCUGGGAGAGCACAGGGUGGUUGUUGUGGAUGAGGCGCUAUUAUCGCACGGCAUGCCGACGCUGGGCCUGGCGCCGCCGCCCCGGCGGACCGGCCCUGCGAGCGCGGCGUACGUGCUCUUCACGUCCGGGUCGACCGGUGUGCCCAAGGGCGUGGUCAUCGAGCACCGCGCGUGGUGCGCAAGCGCCGAGGGCCAGCGCGAGGCGUGGGGGCUGGCGCCGUCGACGCGCAUGCUGCAGUUCGCAUCCUACAGCUUCGAUGCGGCCAUGGGCGAGCUGCUGUCGACACUGAUGUUUGGCGGCUGCGUGUGCAUCCCGUCCGAGGACGAGCGGCUGGGCGGCAUCGAGGCGGCGAUCCGGCGCAUGCGCGUCAACGUCACGAUCUUCACGCCGUCGUUCAUCCGCGUGCUGGACCCGGCGCGCAUGCCCGGGGUGCACACCAUGGUGCUCGGCGGCGAGUCGACGCCGAAGGAGGAGAUCAGGAAGUGGAGCGGGAAGGUCAGGUUGAUUCCGGCGUACGGGCCGACCGAGUGCUCGCUGGUCAGCAGCUCGGUGAUGGACUUGACGGUGGACACGGAGAGCAGCAACAUCGGGGUUACUAACGUAGCAGCGUACUGGAUCGUCGAUCCGAACGACCACAACACUCUUGCGCCCAUGGGCGCCAUCGGCGAGCUCCUCAUCGAAGGCCCCAUCCUCGCACGCGGCUAUCUCAACAACCCCACGCAGACGGCCGCCGCCUUUAUUGCGGACCCUGCAUGGGCGCGCCGCGAGCCGGGCCAGCCGCCCCGUCGCAUGUACAAGACGGGCGACCUGGCGCAGCGCAACGCCAACGGAUCGUACCGCUACGUUGGCCGCAAGGACACGCAGGUCAAGCUACGUGGGCAGCGCAUCGAGCUCGGCGAGGUCGAGCACCACGUCAAGAAGGCGCUCAGCAACCCAUCUCUCGACGCGGCCGCCGAGGUGCUCAGGUUCGCCAACGACGCCCGGCUGACUGCCUUCAUCGCUCUGGGCGACGGAUACGACGGCGACGAGGCCGCUGGAACAGUGUCUCCGGCCACGAAGGCGAGUUUGCGAGCUGCCGUGGCGGGAGUCGGCGCCAGAAUGACGGAGAGCGUGCCCCGGUACAUGAUUCCGACGCUCUUCAUCCCGCUGCGUACCAUUCCGCUGUCGCCCUCGUGCAAGACAGACCGCAAGCGGCUGCGCGCCAUGGCCGAGGCGUACCUGACGCACAACAACAGCACGGGCAACGACAACGACGCGCCCGCAACGCCGAGCCAAGGUUCGGCCAUGGAGCAGCGGAUGCGCGAGCUCUGGGCUUCGGUGCUCAACGUCUCGGCCACGCAGAUCGGCGCCGACGACGGCUUCUUCGCGCACGGCGGCGACUCGAUCCUGGCCAUCAAGCUGGUGGCCGCGUGCCGGGCCCAGGGUCUCACCCUCUCCGUCGCCGACGUGCUGCGCAGCACCAGCCUCGCGGGCCUGUGCCAGUGCCUCGUCGACGAGCAGCCCGUCCAAGAAGCGGCGGCGAAGUACGAGCCCUUCUCCUCGCUGCCGGCCGCGCUCGCCACCGACGACUUCCUCGAGCAGGUCGUGUGCCCAGCAGUGCGCACCCCGCGCGCCAAUAUCGCCGACGUGCUCGAGGCGACGGACAUGCAGGCCGGCUUCGUCGCCACGGGGCUCCUCAAGACGCGCGGCAACACAAACUACUUCCUCUUCCAGCUCUCGGGCGGCCAGAUGGACGCCGGACGCCUCGAGGCCGCGUGCAGGCGUCUCGUCGCUCACCACCCCAUCCUGCGCACCGCCUUCGUCGCCCACGCGCGCCGCCUGUGGCAGGUCGUGCUGCACAGCACCGAGCCCGAAUUCCGCAGGCACAGGUGCGCCAAGUGGCGGCAGAUGCACCUGGCGGCCGAGCUGGUCAAGACGGACCGCGCGGAGCCGGCGAGCCUGGGCGACCAGCUCGUGCGGUUCUGGCACCUGGACAGCGGGAACAAUAAUCAGGGCUUGCUCGUGAUGCGUGUGUCGCACGCGCAGUACGACGGCGUGUCCAUGCCGGUCCUGGUCGACGACCUGGCCGCGCUGUACGAGCAGCUGGGCGAGGAGGGCGCGGGCGCUCCUCCGCAGCUGCUGCCCGCGCGCCCCGUCUUCGCCGAGUUCGCGAACUCGGUGCGGAAGAUGAAUGAGAAGGGAGAGGCCGAGGAGUACUGGUUCAACCUGCUGGACGGCGCGACCAUGACCAACGUCGUGUCGCACAAGAGCCCGCCGUACGCGCACACCAAGCUGCGGUCCAUGGCCCGCGAGAUCGCCCUCCCGCGGCUCAACGGCGCCACGACGUUCGCGACGGUGCUCAAGGCCGCGUGGGCGCUGGUGCUGGCGCGUGCCGCUGCAACCACCGACGUCGUCUUCGGCCACCUCGUGUCGGGGCGCAACAUGGCGCUGCCGGGCGGCGGCGCCGUCGACGAGGUGCUGGGCCCGUGUCUGAACCUGAUCCCGGUGCGCGUGCGGCUGCAGCAGGAACAGGACGACAACAACACGGCAGCAGCAGACCUCCUCCGCCAGGUCUACGACCAGCACCUCGCCGCCAUCCCUUACCACGAGACGCUCGGCUUCCCGACCAUCGUCGAGCGCUGCACCGCCUGGCCGCUGUGGACGCGCUUCAGCACCGUCGUGCAGCACCAGAACCUCGACGGCGUCGAGGACGCGCUGAAGAAGUUCCGCUUCGGCGACUCGACGUGCAAGUUCGGCGCCUUUCCCGGCCAGGCCGACCAGGUCGACAUCCUGGUGCUGUCGAUGCCACGCCAAGGCACACGUAACGUCGAGGUCUCGCUGAACUUCUCCGACAAGGUCGUCGAGCCCCAGCUCGCGGCCGAGCUCCUCGACGAGCUGGUCGCUAACAUCGCGCUGUUGACUGACAACGACGACGCUGCUACUGCUCUGCUGCCUCCUGCUUCUUCUUACGCCCGCCUGGCCCCGCAGAUCCCCGUCCUCGCCCGCUGCGCCCGCGACGCCGACGGCAACCUCUUGCCGGGCGCCGGCGUCAAGGGCGGGGCCGCGGCUGCGGCCAGCGGCAGGCGUCUCGCCGACGUCGCCGGUGACCAAGUGCAGGCGCUGGUGCGGCGCGCGUGGGAGGACGUACUACUAGCUACUCCUUCCUCUGACUCAGCAGACUCAGAAGAAGAGCCCGUUGUUGACGAGACCACGACGUGCUGGUACAACGUGUGGGGCAGCAUGGUCGCGGCGGCGCAGCUGGCCGAGUGGUAUAAUACCCGGGCGCUGCCGGAGGGCGUCGAGGUCGUCACCAUGGAGGAUGUUAUUGAGUGCCCGACGAUGGUGGGGCAGGCGGGGAUGCUGGAGGAGAAGAUGAUGAUGGCGGCGUCGAGGAGGAAUAAGGGCGCGGCGGGUGCGGGGAAGGGGAAGAGGGGGUCGUCGGUUGGUGCGGUGGUGAAGAAGAAGGGGGGGAUGAGCGAGGAGAUUAUUGGUGAGGAGGAGAAGAAGAUUAUUGGGGUGCCGCAGCAGCAGCAGCAGCAGGGAACGAAGUUGAUGAGUUGGGCGAGGGCGAAGACGGCGAGGUUUUCGGUCAUCGGAUCAGUGACGAAGAAGUCGACUGUUGUGGCGUCGUCGUGA
Lasiodiplodia theobromae is the source of this 15792-nucleotide messenger RNA. Its product is annotated as Nonribosomal peptide synthase protein. Gene Ontology annotation, biological process: amino acid activation for nonribosomal peptide biosynthetic process; secondary metabolite biosynthetic process. NCBI's taxonomy places the organism in Eukaryota, Fungi, Ascomycota, Dothideomycetes, Botryosphaeriales, Botryosphaeriaceae. Bases 1 to 15792 code for a protein of 5263 amino acids. The record is from RefSeq and is a predicted model, not a curated record. Gene Ontology annotation, molecular function: phosphopantetheine binding; catalytic activity. Gene Ontology annotation, cellular component: cytoplasm. The transcript has 25 exons.